Nerophis lumbriciformis (worm pipefish) is the source of this 474-nucleotide messenger RNA. NCBI's taxonomy places the organism in Eukaryota, Metazoa, Chordata, Actinopteri, Syngnathiformes, Syngnathidae. The record is from RefSeq and is a predicted model, not a curated record.
AUGAAGCUCAAUUUCCUCGCGACCACCGUGAUUCUGCUCGUUGCCUUCCUACCGCGCCGCGAAUGUCGGGCUAUUGAGAGCCCCGCCGGAGCCUUGCAAAGCCCCAACGCUCAGCAGUUGGAGCAACUACAACAGCAACACAGGUCGGGUCCCAUCCUGGAGCGCCUCGGGGAGGAGUACUUCAUCCGACUGGGCAACGGAGACCCCAACUCUUUCCCCCCUUCGUCCAUGUACCCCCUAGGAGCCGCGGGGCUCUUGAACCGCGCGCUGCAGCUGCAGCUGACUCGCCGGCUUUUGCAAGGCGGCUUUCGACAUGACGACUCGGCGGAGAGGGGACGUCGGUCCGAAGACCCGCCCAUCUCCUUGGACCUCACCUUCCACCUGCUGCGGGAGAUGAUGGAGAUGUCCAAGGCGGAGCAGUUGGCCCAGCAAGCCCAGAACAACAGAAGAAUGAUGGAGCUCUUCGGCAAGUGA